UCCUUCCACUCAUUCCCUCCCGCUCCUAUAAACAUUUCUAUCUCUCCACGACUUCCCCAACCCAUAAUCACCAUGGCCUAGGAAGUCCCCCACAAACUACCCUCUAAUACCAGUCCCAAAGCCUCCAUUGGCAAAAUGGACACUACCAAGAUCGAGAAGCUCCAAGCCAUGAAGAGGUAUAGGAGUAGGAGACAAUUCCUACCAAGCCUCAUCCAAUACUUGGUAGCAAUUAUGCUUCUUGGUUUAUUCCUCUCCAGCCCUCUAUGGCUCCCCACCAUCUUCUCCUCUCUUAAGCUCUUCUUCUUUGUUUUCCUUCCCAACUUGCACGCCGUCGUGUUUGGACCCAAGUGCCUCUUCAUUGUGUGCAAUCUCAUUGUCAUCUUCCUCAUCAGCGAGUCGAAGUUCUCAAAAUCUUCCUUGACUCCUCCUGAUAUCUAUGAAGAAUACAUGAACAGAAACACAAACGUUCGAAGACUAUCUACGGGGAAAAGCAAGAAAGGAAGUGCAUGCAAGAAGGCUUUUAUUGAAGAAGGAGAAGAGGGAGAAGAGGAAAAAGGUGGUGGUGGAUGGGAGGAGGUGGAGGGAGGGUAUGAGGAGCUGGAUGGGGAGGGGGAGAAGGGCUUGGAUGAAUUGAACAGGAGAGUUGAGGACUUUAUUGCGAAGGUCAACAAGCAGAGGAGGCUUGAAGCAAGAAUGCUACUAUGCUACGAGUGAAGAAAGAACAGCUUUAGGCGAUAGAACAUAGACGACUACUUCAGGGAUGGACAGAUUUCAUCCAAAAAGUAUCCGUCAAAAGCGUCCGAAAUCUUUGUAAAAAUUUAGUUCUAUCUACUUCCACAGCCAAUGGGGACAUAUGCAGAGGGCUAAUUUGUUCUGUUUUCACUCAUAGUGAUCUCAUAAAGCCAUAGAUCUUUAUACAUAAGGUCCUAGUGGAUUGGGUAGGAGGCCUAAGAUGGUGUCUAUUAAUUGUAAGGGAUUGGCUAGGAGUUCUAAAGAUGUAUGGCUGUCAUCUGUUGUAACCAAAGUUGGCAGGAGCUGCAUAAAGAGUGAGUGAGAGAGAGACAGAGAGAGAGAUUUAAGUGCGUGCUUCGUGGAAAGUAUGUUCACUAAGGAAAUUAAGGUCUAUUAAUAAAAUAUUUUGUGGUUUGGAAA
Molecule: messenger RNA, 1152 nt
Organism: Elaeis guineensis (African oil palm)
Lineage: Eukaryota; Viridiplantae; Streptophyta; Magnoliopsida; Arecales; Arecaceae
Source: RefSeq, a predicted model, not a curated record